Molecule: messenger RNA, 261 nt
Organism: Perkinsus marinus ATCC 50983
Lineage: Eukaryota; Perkinsozoa; Perkinsida; Perkinsidae
Exons: 1
Source: RefSeq, a predicted model, not a curated record
GUGCAAUCAUACCCUGAGGACUGGCGAGAAUCCGAGGUCCCUGGUGACCAUCAGGCUAAGGGCGCCAAUGAUAACAACCCUAUAGACCAGCCGGUGAGUACUCUCCAACAGCUGCUGUCGUCGUUGUCAUCAACGAGCCCUCAUAAGAUUCACGAGGCAUGCUUGGCUGGCGACCUCGAUCGUAUCAAGCAACUCGUGAAAGCUGGUGCUUCCAUCAAUGCUCCCGGUACGUUCAUAGUCGCCUAUUGCCGUGAAAUUUGA